CGCUACGAAAAGGCGCACACAUGCCAUGCCUCGAACCAGAGUUCGACGGUGCUGCGGAGUUCUUGGUGGAAUCGCUUGAAGACUUUGGUGCGAUUUUUGCGGACCCGAUUUACGAGAGCGUUGUGGUUCCGGAUGAGGAGAGCUUUUUGAAGAGGGGCGAGAGCAUGGUAUUUGUUGGGGAGGAGGAGAUGAAGUGGGUUGAUGGGAAGGCGGCGGAGGGGGUUGUGUUGAAGUAGCCUGGAAGGAGGAGGUUGAUGCAGGGUGAGGGGAGGGCCGUCGUACGAAUUGGUUAUAUCUUCUGUCGGCCCUGCAACAUCCAUCCCCUGGCUACCUAUGUUCGUUCUGUACCAUAAUAGGAAGGAGUAAUGCUUGGCGAUGUCCACAAUGACACGUUCAUCGUCGUAUCUGAUCCCACAAUUGCCAAUGCGUUAGACUCCCAAGGGUCACUCCAGAAAGCUCGGUCACAUGCUGCACGAGCAGCGCACGCACGUAAACGAAUAGCACGGACAGCUGAAUACAAUGCACGCAAGCCAAUUGAGGCCACAUUGGCCUAUCGCCAAGAUCAACAUGGAAACACCCGCGAGCUGGUAACAAGGCUGCAGCUGCAAACUGCGCCCAGCCCGCUCGGCAUAAUGUGUGCGGACCGUCGUGAUCCCUUCAAUAGCGUCGCAGCUCAUCUGAGUCACAUCGAGUACUUCUUACUAGAUCACUAUGCUCAAGUCGUCGUCCCCACCCUUAACAUCCAAUGCCGGAGCCUAAAAAACCUAGGUGAAAGCGCAGAGCGCAUGUUACGAGAGUGGGUGCAUCUGGCUCUCACAGAUGCUGUAGUCCUGCAGGGCGUCCUUCUCGCUGCAUGUCGUCAUCUAAUUGGGCGGGGGUAUCAAGCGUGGAAGUUCGAAGAACUGGCUGCGGGGUACAAGGUCAGGUGUGUAAGGGAUGUUAUUGAUGCCAUCGAGAGCAAGGAUAUGGAUAUGGAUGUCACGUUUGCUAAGAUCUUCACGCUGGCGAAUGAUGAGAUCUGGCUUGGGAAUUUAGACAUGUUCAGACGACAUGCGGCAGGUGCAAUCAAAAUGGUCGUCCUCCACGGUGGGCCGGAACGUUUGGGCUUGAAUGGGUACCUGAACAGCUUGUUCAAGAUUGUGCUUGACAAGGACCAUGCGCUACGGGGUGAUCCCAGGGCAUGUACCGGUUUUGACAGGAUCAAUCGAGGAGUAUGUCUAUCUGCCAAUUAGCUAAGAUACCGUACGAGAGAAUCUAUACUACCAUGUAAGAGCUUCGGAAUUAUUGGUCGUGCCAAGAUGUGCGCUUUCCUCAUUUGUACACUUCAUACACAAUAGUCCUAUAUUGCACCUUUCUUUAGUCCGCCCCGCUUGCAUGUCCAACAGCAUUUGUAAGAUUUUGU
This is a messenger RNA of Paraphaeosphaeria sporulosa, 1402 nucleotides long. RefSeq lists its product as uncharacterized. The transcript has 6 exons. Bases 366 to 1232 code for a protein of 288 amino acids. The record is from RefSeq and is a predicted model, not a curated record. Lineage: Eukaryota; Fungi; Ascomycota; Dothideomycetes; Pleosporales; Didymosphaeriaceae.